Tetrahymena thermophila SB210 is the source of this 2076-nucleotide messenger RNA. RefSeq names its product transmembrane protein, putative. Lineage: Eukaryota; Ciliophora; Oligohymenophorea; Hymenostomatida; Tetrahymenidae. The transcript has a single exon. The record is from RefSeq and is a predicted model, not a curated record.
UUAUUAGACUUUCUUGGUUUCAAAAUAAUUAAAAAAAAUAAUAAAUAUUAGAAAGAUAUGUAAAAACUAUAAAAAUUAGAUAUAUUUUCUUAACAAUUUUCUUUUUUUGUGGGAUAAAAAAAGAAAAAGAAAACCUUAGAAGGAGGCUUGUACACAAUUACAGCUUUUAGUUUAUCUUUAGGUUAUCUUAUUUAUCUUUUAGUUUUAUUUUUUGAUAACAAGUUUCUUCCAAAAAUUACGAGCAAAAUAAAAAAUUAAACUACUUUAUAAGAUAUUUAACUAAAUUAGAAUGUCUUUGGGUUUACCUUUAGUAGCUAAGGUUUGACUUUACAAUAAUUAGAAUAAUCUACAGGUAAGCAAUAUUUAAUAUUUAAAGCAUAGUUUGCUUAUAUAUCUUUAUAAAAAUAAAAUUAUACUGAUCUUCCUAUUAUUGAUUGUCCAGAUUAAAGCUUCUCAGGUUAUUUGUGCCUUGAUUUUAAUAACAUGACUGAUAUCCAAAAAACUUUGUCAGUUGAUCCAACUACAUAAGCUAUGUCAUAAUAUACAUUAACGGUUUAGCCUUGUACAGGAUUGCCAACGUGUGCUAGUCCUGCAGAAAUAUAAAAUAAAAUAAUAGACAAAGAUUUUUAGUUUUAUGUAAAAGUUAGAAUUGUACAGUUUAAUGAGUAAUCUCAAAAAUAUGAAUAAGGGUACUAGAUAGAUUUAGUUUAAUUUGAUGAUAACUUGGCUUUAUAAAAUUAGUAUUAGCUAACUUAGUCAAUAACUACAGUUAAUCAAGGUUUCCUUUUCUAAAAUACAUCAGUCUCAAAGUUUAUAUCUGGUUAUUAGAAAUCAUCAUUAUACUAUUCCCCAAAUAAUUUACUUUAAAAGGCAGGAUUCACAGGAUACGCUUAAUUUUUGUUUUUUUUACAACAGAACUAAGAGAUAAAUCAUAUUCAAUAUCCACUUAUUACAGAAGCUUUGGCUCAAUUUAUGCCUGUAGUAAAAAUAUUAUUUAUAUUAGGUAUUUUUACAAGAUUAUUUUCUGAAUCAAAAAUAGUAGAAAAUUUAAAUACAUUAUUUUUGAAAGAAUAUUACAGGGGAACUGCUCUUAAAUUAUUAUCAUCUGAAUAAGAAGAUGAAUAAUUAGAAAGUAAUAAAAGCAAUAAUCAAAAUAAGAUUAAUUAGUUAAAGAAAAUUAAUUAAAAUAUUGAUAAAAAUGCAAUUUAUGGGAUUAAUUAAAACAGUGAUACCAAAUAAAUUUAAAAUACUUCUUUAACAGCAGAUCAAAUUAUUGGUUUUUAAAAGUAGAUCGAUGAAAACGAAUUUAAAAAUGAAGAAAAAUCAAAAUUUUAUGCUAAUUUUUUUCAAUUCUAUAAACAAUAUUUCUUUGGUAAGAUAAUGAAAUAAACUUCCCAAAGAGAAAUAAUCUAUCAAAAGAUGUGUAGCUUCACUAAAAAAUCAAUAGAUAUUUUCUCGUUAUAUAAGAAUAUGAUAAAGGUAAAUAUGGCCAUUAAAUUGCUUAUGAGCAAAGAAUAAUAUGCAGCUUUGUAAUUUUGUGGAUGUGAAAUGGAUUAAAUAAAUUUUGAAAAAAAUUCUACUUAGUUUAUCAAUAAUUAAGAAAAUAUAAGUAAUAAAAAUUAAGAAAUUUUAGAUAAAUAAUAAAGUAAUUAAAACUAAAUUUAGUAAACCACUAUAUGUAAAGCUUAAGAUUUAGAAGAAGGUAAACAUAAAAAAAUAGUUCAUAAAAGUGAAGAAGCAUAUAGCUUAAAUUAGAUUCCUGUGAUUGACAGUAAUUAAACUUCAUAAAGAUAGACAAACAAUAGCUAUAUUAAAUAAAUGCCUAAAAAUAUAGAGUGUUAAAUAUCUUUAAAAAAUAAUGAAAACUAUUCAACAAAUUGCGAGAUGCUAUCUCCAUCAAGUUCAAAUUAAAUAAAUAAUCAUCUCCAGCAAUAAGAAGAAAUUCUUACUAAUAAACAUAUGCUACACCUAUAUCUAAAGAAAUUUAUUGAUAGAAUAAAUAGGAAUUAAGAAUUAACUCAAGUUGAUUUAAACAUUUACUCAUCCCUUAUAGGAUCGUAACCAAAAGUUGGCUGA